ACCAACAUUAAACCAGAGAAGAAGAAGAAGCUGAAGAAGAGCAGGAAACCAGUGCGGACCAUGUCCACCCGGGCUCUGAGGAGGCUGAAAGGGAAGCAGCGAGGUCAGGAGGCCCUGGAGGAGGAGGUGACUCUGGGAGACGGAUCCGAGGAGCAGCAGCAGGCUGCGGCUGAAGAGGAGCAGCUGGACGAGGCUACUGUUUCUAGUGUUUCUCCUCCGGCUAAAGCCAGCAGCAGAAAGGCCAAGAAAAACAAGGCUCAGAAGAACUUCAGCAACAUCUAUGAGCUGAUAGGUGAUGCAGACAAUGAAGCAGAGAAAAUCUCACCUGAUGAAGAGGCGGAGAAACCAGAUGGAAAUAAAACAAGUGGCACGGAAAAGAAUGAUAACAGAGACAUUGAGAAACCAGAUCAAAAGCAAGAGGAAGCAUCUACAAAGUCUUUGUCUGGAGACAGAGUUAAAAAGAAGAAGAAAAAGAAGAAGACAAAAGUGACAUCAGAAGGUGGACAGGAAGCCGUACCAGAUGAUAACAUUGAUUUAUUGCUGGAGAGCCUGGAGCAGUCCAAUGGUCUGAGUUUGCAAAAUGAGGAUUGCGGAGGCUCCGACAGAAGAUCUGUGCUACAUGUGGAGCACAGGAACCUGAACCCAGAGACGGAGCUGAAGAGAUACUUUGGGGCUCGAGCUGUUCAAGGGGAUCAAAGACCUCGACAGAGAAACAGACAGUUUCAUCGUAGCACCUGGAUGACCAGUCCUAAGGACAGCUGGCCUCGCUUCAGCCGCCCAGGAAUCUCAAUGACCUUACUGCAGUCAAAGGACGGCAUUCAGUACUUCACCUUUGAGCACGGCCGGGACUACCAACAAGUACAGUUCAAGUUCCUGGAUGCGGUCGAGUCCAUGGAUCCGAACAACAUUGUGGCGUUGCUACAGCUCAACCCCUACCACAUUGAUUCCUUGCUGCAACUCUCGGAUGUCUGCCGCAUACAGGAGGAUCAGGAGAUGGCCAGGGACCUCAUCGAGAGGGCCAUGUACAGCUUUGAGUGCGCCUUUCACCCUUUAUUCAGUCUGACCUCAGGAACCAGCAGACUUGAUUAUCUGCGACCAGAGAACAGGGCAUUUUAUCUGGCGCUUUAUAAGCACAUGAUGUUCCUAGAGAAGAGAGGAUGCCCACGAACGGCUUUGGAGUACUGCAAACUGAUCCUGAGUUUGGACCCAGACGCUGACCCACUUUGCAUGCUCCUGCUCAUUGAUUUCCUGACGCUACGCUCUCGAGAGUACCAGUCUCUCCUCCAGUUACAUCAGGACUGGGAGGAGCACAGAAAUCUAUCCCAGCUGCCAAACUUUGCAUUCUCCACUGCACUUUGCCAUUUCCACCUCAGUCAGCUGGAAGAUGUGGAUCCUGAAGAAAGUGACAAAGAAAGAAACAAAGCUAACCAGAUGCUGCAGGACGCUCUCAUUAUGUUUCCUGGAGUCUUGAUUCCUCUGUUGGAUCUAUGUACCGUGCAGCCAGAUGCCACAGUCAGCUCACAUGCCUUCUUUGGCCCAAAGAGCCAGUUGGGGCAGCCCCCAGCCCUGGCUGAGCUGACCUCUCUGUAUGUGGGGAGGACUCACAGCCUGUGGAGGGAGGCAGCAGUAAUGCUGUGGUUGGAAGAGUCUGUGAAAGAGGUGCUGUGUCGAGUUGAUGCCAAAGACCCUCUGGUGGAGGACUGCCUAAACAAGAGAAAGCAGAGGUACCAGAGUGCACCAAGGAACAUCCAUCGUCACGUCCUCCUCUCUGAAAUCAAAGAAGCCACCUCAAGUCUGCCUCUAGAGGUGACCAGUCAGCCUGUGAUGGGCUUUGACCCUCUGCCUCCACUGGAUUCAGUGAUGUCGUACACCCGACCAGAGAGGCAGCACGUUGGUGCAACAAAUGAGAGCACGUUGUCGCUGUUUUUCCGGUCUUUGCUGCCAAAUUUCAACCUUCAGGGUGGACUGAGGCAGGAGGACGACAUGGAAGUGGCUCGAGCCGGACAGGAGCUGAACCAGGAGGUGAAUCGUUUAAUGGUGGCAAUGAGGGACAUGCUGGCAAACAUCAGGUUUCAAGAGCCACCGAGAGAGGACAACCCCUACAGAGACGAGGAGGAGUGGGACUGAUGGGACUGAGAGAGUAGACAGACAGAGGUGGAAAAAAAUGAUAAAUAUUUAAUUAUGUUGGUGGGUUUAUAAAAAUUAAGAAAAGAUAAAGUGAGACAACUGAAUAGUAUUUUUUUAAUUGUCACAAUUACAGAGUACUUAAGUUAAAGAAAGAGUGUUAGUGUCCACUUCUCUGCUUUAGUGGCACUGAUAAAAAUUACUUUGGGACAAUCCAGACAAAUACGAACAUGAGGAACUUUUCUUCCAGAGUCAUAAAAACAGAUUGGUUAGUUGAACCUGUCCUCUCGCUUAAGUUGACAGUAUAAUAAACAAUAAGCAGUUUCAACAUCUCCAGUCAUUGCAGCACUAAGGCAUAACGGGUGCCACUCUUCUUCCUCUGGUUUCCGGCUUUUAAAGUUUUUCAUGUUUACGAACAGUGGACUGGUUUAUGAAAUUAGAACAAAUUUGAAACAGUUCUUAUGAUGAGUGGAAGUUCUGUAUCACAAAUUCAAGAUUUAGCACAGCUUUUGCCACAGAAUCAGAAAGACAGUUUAUAUUCUCAUUGAUUUAUGGGCCGACAGCUUUUCGUCACAUAAUACGCAUCGUUUGGGAAAUCAGUUCGACACAUUGAAGUCCAUGUUAACAUUCAAUGGCUUAAAAAUGUAGAGGUGAAAACUGAAGGCUAAUUAAUCACGUUGAACACACCUGAUGCUUUACUUGAACAUGGAAAUAUUUAGUGGUUAAAUUCUGAGCCAGACAAGCAUUUUAAAUCUGUUCAAUCUGUUUUUAACCUCUUUCGUUCUGUGAUUUUGUUUGGUAAUAGCAAAUAUUCAGAAAGUCAUUACCCUCCCUUUAGAUCUCUAAACAUCUUUUUUAAAAAGAGACAGACUUGUAGUUCAUUUUUGACACCCACCCAAACAGUUUGGAGGUUAUGUUAAAUUUUUUAAAGGAUGCUAUGACCGUAAUCAUCUUGUACAGAUUUUAUUCAGAUGCGAAAAUGCAGGAUGAUCACCGCUCCGCCCGGCGUAAACUUUGCUAAGUGCUGGAAGCAUCAAUUAGUCCAAACUGAUAGAAGAGAUAACCGCACACUUAGAGAAAAACAAUAUGUUUAUGUACAACAAAUCAAAUAAAAAUCCAAUAUAUGUGAA
This is a messenger RNA of Sebastes umbrosus (honeycomb rockfish), 3254 nucleotides long. RefSeq names its product transcription factor 25 (basic helix-loop-helix) (gene tcf25). Gene Ontology annotation, molecular function: protein binding. The coding region runs from base 61 to 2127 and encodes 688 amino acids. Gene Ontology annotation, cellular component: RQC complex. The record is from RefSeq and is a predicted model, not a curated record. The transcript has 19 exons. NCBI's taxonomy places the organism in Eukaryota, Metazoa, Chordata, Actinopteri, Perciformes, Sebastidae.